ACGCAAUGCAGUCCAAGAAACAAUCGAUGUCUGUUAUUGCUCUAUUUAAGGCCCACAGUGAGCACUCAAAGUGAUCAAAGAUGAUGCACAUAUUUUCGCUUCUUUUUCUGUGUUCCUUCAUGGUAAGCACUGUCCAUGGCCAAGGUGACAUUGUAUGGACGCCUACAGAAUGUCGCGAGAUGAUGGAAUCAUGCGAGUUGCUUUCUGGUUUACCAGGACCUCCCGGGCCGGUCGGACCAAACGGUGUCGCCGGACCGGCUGGCUUGCGGGGCUCCCUCGGGGAUAAAGGGUUUCAGGGGGAACCUGGUAGCUCCCCGGUGGGAGGCGGAGGUUUUCCAGUGAAAGGACAGAAAGGAGAACGUGGAGAGAUUGGAAGAAAAGGUGCAAAAGGGAUGAAAGGAAACGCCGGGAGCCCCGGAGGUUUGGGAAAUGUGGGAUCAUUGGGAGCUCAGGGGACACAGGGAGAGAAGGGGACAAUAGGAGUAAGCGGACCACCAGGGAAUAAGGGAGAACCUGGAGUGAGCGAACUGAACUGGAAGCAAUGCAUGUUCAAACCUGAUAUCAAUACACCCAGUGGAGAGUUGGCUGCCUGCACAUUUGUUAAAAAGAACGACAAAACGUCACUACACGUCACAUACCAGGGUGAAACGCAUAUCGGUUUAUGCAGGACCUGCUGUAAAACUUGGCACUUCACGUUUGACAACCUGACGUGUACCGACCCUGCGAGUAUCGAUGCAGUGUUCAGUGGCCUUAACUUGGUUGACGCUGAAGAGAAGAACACUCUCCCAAAGUUUAUGCACGGCAGUAUCUCUGGCUAUUGCAGCUCUGUCCCUGGGGGAUUAGUUCGCGUGGGGAUCUCGCUAGAUGAUUGUCCCGGGUAUCCCAGUAUCCGAGAGAUUGUUCCCGUAGAAAUUCAGCCCAACAGUCGGUUGAUCAUUCAAGAAGUCCGUGCUCCGCAAGUUUAGUUCUUUAAUUAUUAUUGACUGUUAUCGAAAAUUGCUCUGAGUGAUUGACAAGCCUGUAAAACUCGUUUAAAUGUAAUUCAAACUGAUGUUUUUGAAAUGCAGUGACAUUCAGACUUGAGUUCUCAAGCAAGCUGGUGCCCGCUAGUUGUUUUAUGAAUAUAAGAUGGCCGUGUACACGGACAGGAAACUUUUCAGUACGAUGUACCGUUACAUUUAGGUACCGACAGUCCAUUGCACUUUUAAGAAAGCAUUUCAGUUUGAAAUAUCCACGAACUUUCAAAUUACCUGACAUCAAUAUCCACUAACCUUUGUGUGGACUGUGGCAAUUAUUAAGGACGAGAUUUUCGCCUCUUAGGAAACAGAUCUGGGUGAUUUCUGAGGACUUUUUUGCCAACCAAAUUGGUUCGAAUUUGUAAAGCUAUAGUUGACUUGUUAGUUUAAAGUUCCCAUGAAAUUAAUCGCUUGUAGAUUGUACCUACCCACUUACGUAAAUUUGAUUGUAUACAUAUUAAAUCAGGGCUAAAUUCUGUAUACUUGUAGUGCUUGUACUUCACUUGUAUUUCGUAUACAAUAAACACGAAAAUUUACUCAGA
Messenger RNA from Orbicella faveolata, 1558 nucleotides. RefSeq lists its product as uncharacterized. The record is from RefSeq and is a predicted model, not a curated record. Lineage: Eukaryota; Metazoa; Cnidaria; Anthozoa; Scleractinia; Merulinidae.